ACGAAUCUGAAAAAUGUCAUUUGACUUGGUUAGAAUAACGCCAAUUAUUGCUGCUCCCCAGGUGCAAUGAACAAUGAUAACCAUUGCUAGGUAUAUUUGAUGUUGGAGGCAGGUAUAUUUGAUGUUGGAGUGAUCCUCCAUCUGAAGUCUUUGGUUGGCAAAAUGGCACGUACCAGCAUAUUGAUGGCCAUGGAAGAUUUCUAUGCAGUCCACAGGAAUUAUACGACAAAGCUAGUUCUCCACAUCAGGGAUUCCAACGGAGACAAUAUGCGAGCUGCAUCACAAGCUGUUGACCUGCUGCAAAAUUACUAUGUACGGGCCAUCAUUGGUCCACAAAAAUCUUCAGAGGCUACUUUUGUGUCUGAUAUUGGGAACAACAGUCAAGUCCCAGUUAUCUCCUUCACAGCAACGAAUCCCACUCUUUCAUCUGCCGAUGUGCCAUAUUUUUUGCGUGCAACUCUAAGUGAUGCUGCUCAAGUGAAUAGCCUUGCUGCUCUUAUUAAGGCAUACGGCUGGAAGGAAGUAGUGCCCAUCUAUGAGGACACAGACUAUGGCAGGGGCAUCAUACCCUAUCUGGUUGAUGCCCUCCAAGAGUUUGGAGCUUCUAUGCCAUACCGCAGUGCAAUCUCUCGAUCAGCGAACAGUGACCAAGUUGAGAAAGAGCUAUACAAGCUAAUGACAAUGCCAACAAGGGUCUACAUUGUGCACAUGUCAUCAGCCUUUAGCUUUGGCUCCACUCUCUUCACAAAGGCCAAAGAGUUAGGAAUGAUGAGUGGAGCCUAUGCGUGGAUUUUGACAGAUGGGAUUGCAAAUGUUGUCGACUCACUAAGCCCUUCGGUUCUUGAUGCAAUGGAUGGUGCAUUGGGUGUGAGAUUCCAUGUGCCUAAAUCGAAGGAACUUGAUGAUUUUACUAAGAGAUGGAAUGCGAGGUACAGGCAAGACAACCUGGAUGACCCACCAUUGCAACUAAGCAUUUUUGGGCUCUGGGGUUAUGACACUAUUUGGGCCUUGGCACAAGCAGCAGAAAAGGUAAGCAUGGACAAUGCAACGUUUCAGAAGCAGCAAGACAUAAAAAACUCAACGUGUCUUGGAACUUUGGGUAUUUCUACAAUGUCAAUUGGUCAUAAACUUCUAGAUGCAAUCCUACAGCGUAAGUUCAGAGGCUUAAGUGGUGAUUUUGACCUUAGGAGCAGGCAGCUUCAAUCUUCCAUAUUCCAGAUAAUUAAUGUGGUUAGAAGAGAGCCGAAAGGAAUAGGCUUCUGGACGGCAAAGCAUGGAAUAAUACAGAAUUUGAAUCAAAAUGGAUCAGAACACACAUACCUAAAUUCUGGGCCUAAUCUGACUCAAGUGGUUUGGCCAGGAGAAGUAUCUACCGUGCCUAAAGGGUGGCAAAUUCCUACCAAUGGAAAAAAGCUCCGAGUAGGUGUACAGACAAGUGGGUAUCCUGAGCUUAUGAAGGUUGAAAUGGAUCCACUAACCAAUGCAAUAAUUGCCACUGGGUAUGCCAUUGACGUAUUUGAAGAGGUGUUAAAGCGACUCCCAUAUGCAAUCCCUUAUGAAUAUGUAGCAUUUCAUAACGUAAAAGGAGUAAGCCAUGGUAGCUAUGAUGAUUUUGUCUACCAAGUUAAUCUUGGAUGCUUGCAGGUGUACCAAAUUGCAGUCGGGGAUAUAACUAUCAGGCACAACAGAACUUCCUAUGCUGAUUUCACAUUACCUUAUACUGAAUCUGGGAUAGCAAUGAUUGUGCCAGUCAAGGAUGGAACGACAAAGGGUACAUGGAUUUUCUUGAAGCCAUUAACUACUGACUUGUGGUUUGGAAGCAUUGUAUUCUUCAUAUUCACAGGGGCUGUCAUCUGGCUAUUGGAGCGACGAAUCGAUAACACUGAACUGACUGGUUCCAUUUCCCGCCAGCUUGGGAUAGCAAUAUUUUUCCCCUUCUUUGCUGAUAGGGAGAGGGUGGAAAGUAUUUUGUCUAGAUUGGUUAUCAUUGUAUGGGCUUUGGUUCUCCUCGUUAUUACAUCAAGUUAUACAGCGAACUUAUCAUCAAUGCUUACCGUGCAGCAGCUUCAACCCACAGUAACUGAUGUCCAUGAACUCCUUGAGAAAGGAGAAUAUGUGGGGUACACAAAUGGCUCUUACUUAGGGGACCUAUUAGAACAAAUUGGUUUUGACAGAAGAAAGAUCAAGGCAUACAAUCCAGACGAUUUUGAUGAUGCACUCUAUGAAGGGAGCAAAAAUGGUGGUAUUGCUGCUGUGAUAGAAGAAGUUCCAUGCAUCAAAAUAUUCCUCUCUAAGUAUUGCAAAGGUUAUACAAUGAUCGGACCAAUUUACAAAUCCGAAGGUUUUGGCUUUGCCUUCCCCAAGCGUUCCCCUCUGGUCGAGGACUUCUCAAGGGCAAUCCUCAGCAUAACAGAGGGAGAUACUAUCAUUCAGAUAGAAAGGAAAUGGAUAGGAGACCAACAUGCCUGUCAGAAUGACAGCCCCACCAUCGGCUCAAGCAGUCUAAACUUCAAAAACUUUUCAGGACUCUUUCUGCUCACAGGAGUUGCUUCAACUUCUGCCCUUUUGAUAGCCCUCGUGAUGUUUCUCUACAAGAGGUACAAGAUAGGGGACAGCACAGGUCUGAUUGAGACAACUGCAGAUUCUAACCCGCCCCACGAUAUGCAGUUAACUGUACCAGAUGAUUCAGAUGGCUACGCCUGCCAGCAGGAGAUAGAGAUAUCCAGAGAACUCACAAGCCCGUGUUCAGAAGUCCAAACUCCGGAUUUUACACUUCAUGGAACACCAGGCAAUGGUUUGUAGCGCCAUGUUAAGCAGCCUUACUCAGGUUCCCAGUUUCCAGAGUACACCUGGUCAUCUUUUGUUCUCAUGUGUGUAUUUGCCUGUGUAGUAUGUAUGAAUGCUGACAGUCAUGCCUGCUAACUGCAUGCCAGUGCAGCAGCAAUGCAAUUGUAAGCUUAUUGUGUAAUGUAUUCUGAUUUUGCUCAGGUUCCAAGUGUAAAUCAACAAUCUAUCAGUGUAAGAUUGUGUAAUCCAAGGAGUAUCAGGGUAACCUGAACUACAAUUUGGCACCUGUGCACUGUGUCCGUGUCCCUUAUAUUUUUUUGGAUAAGAAGGUAGGCCACAGUCUACCUUAUAAAUUCCAAAACCAGACCGAGGUCUAAGGAUUGUCUGAGUACAAAAGAUGUGGCCAGUGGCAGCACAUCAAGAACAACAACGGAAAACAGAAUCUGAAAAAAAAACUGGAAAAAGGAACAAGUUUCAGACUAUGAGGCAGAGAGUAAAAGCUCUGAUUUGGUCUUCCGAGAGCAUCGUCCCCUUUCUUCCAGUUUCAACCAUGACCACUGCCACAGCUUCCUCUCAACCUGAACCAAUGCUCACAUUUCAUCCCGACACCCUAGAAGGCAAGACAAGGAGCCAACAACCAAGAAAAUUUUCCCAUACCACGGAAGGUGACCAUCACACCAUGGCAAUGUACAGAAGAAAAUCUGACUCUUAAAACCUGAAUUAUUUUGGGCUCAUACAGCCUGAAAAUAUAUAUCAAAACAGUACUUGCUUUAUGAUUCAAUUGAGAUUGCUCUGGUUAUUUAAAGAAGAAGCUAAUUAAACCUUGGAUGGAUGGAAUAUAUCAGUAGCAGGGGGCAAAUCAAGAUGCACCAGCCUACAAAAUUUCAGAUGCUAGUGGGGGUUUAACUAAUGAUCGAUGCCAAAAUUCUCAUACAUCAGAAAUAUGAGACAACAGGAAAGCGAUGAGGUACUACGGGAACAGAGACGACGCCCUCUAGUCCCGGGAGAAUCAACAAACAAGUCUAGAAAUGAUAGAUGUGUUCAAAACCCGCUUUCUAGGCAUCAUCGUAGUAGAUAGAAAAAACUCAUCUUAGAACAUAAACAUGCACGCGCCAGGGAGAAAAAAAAUUGUGUGGAGAGAGAAAGAACAGGUAUUUAUUUUAUUUUCCUUUCCCUUUGACCCCAAUCGAAUCGCAACUAAGGGCAUCUCUAGCAGAUCCCUCAAAAGUUAUAUUUGAGGGAAGUUUUUUGGUUUUGAGGGAUUAAGGCCUUUCUAGCAGAUUCCUCUAGCAUCGUGUUUAUUUGAAUUCUUAGUUCAAUUGAACCGUAUGUUGUGUUCGAAUUUGAAUUUUCAUGUUUCAGAACAUUAAAUUUCUUAUGUAUUUGAAUUGUGUGCACUUGAUUGUUCAGGUUCUUAAUUAAUAUGUUGUGAUUCGUUUGAAAAUGUUUUGAAGAUUUGGUAAAAUUAAAAUUUAGCAUAGGGGAUCUGCUAGCUGAGCAAAAGUUAUUUUCCUAAAAAGAAAAAGGGAAACGGGAUAGGGAGAAGAUUUUUGAAUUUUAGGAUAGGGGAUUUGCUAGAGAUGCCCUAAACUACUGAUAUGGAACUAAAAAAUACCCGUGGUAGUAGAGU
Aegilops tauschii subsp. strangulata is the source of this 4417-nucleotide messenger RNA. NCBI's taxonomy places the organism in Eukaryota, Viridiplantae, Streptophyta, Magnoliopsida, Poales, Poaceae. The record is from RefSeq and is a predicted model, not a curated record.